CUGAUGGAGAACAGGACAGAUGUGACCCAGUUCAUCCUGCUAGGACUGACCAAUGACCCAGACCUGCAGGUCCCCCUCUUUAUCACCUUCCUCAUCAUCUACUUCAUCACACUUCUUGGGAACCUGGGAAUGGUCUUCCUGAUUGUCUUGGACUCUCAUCUCCACACCCCCAUGUAUGUCUUCCUUGGUCAUCUCUCUCUGGUGGACUUCUGUUACUCUUCAGCUGUCACUCCUAAGGUCAUGGCUGGACUCCUCAUGGGAGACAAGGUCAUCUCUUACAAUGCUUGUGCUGCUCAGGUGUUCUUCUUCUCAGGCUUUGCUACUGUGGAAAAUUACCUGUUGGCCUCAAUGGCCUACGAUCGCUAUGCGGCAGUGUGUAAGCCCCUCCAUUAUACCACCACUAUGACAAUGAAUGUGUGUACUUGGAUGAUCAUAAGCUCCUAUGUCAUUAGUUUCCUGAAUGCCUCCAUCCACACUGGGGACACGUUCAGUCUCUCUUUCUGUAAGUCCAACGUGGUCCGUCACUUUUUCUGUGAAAUUCCCUCCAUCAUGGUUCUCUCUUGCUCUGACAGACGUAUGAGUGAGCUCAUUCUUGUCUCUGUCGUGACCUUCAAUAUAUUUCUUGCUCUCCUUGUUAUCUGUAUAUCCUACAUGUUCAUUUUUAUUACCAUUCUAAAGAUGGGUUCAGCCAUGGGACACCGGAAGGCCGUGUCUACCUGCGCCUCUCACCUCACCGCGGUCUCCAUUUUCUACGGCACUGUUAUCUUCAUGUACUUGCAGCCCAGCACGGCCCACUCAGACACCGACAAAGUCGCAUCCGUGUUUUACACGACGGUCAUCCCCAUGCUCAACCCUAUGGUCUACAGCCUGAGGAAUAAGGAGGUUAAAUGUGCAUUUUUUAAUCUCAAGAGUGCAUUCAUUUUGUGGAUGCAAAGGAAAUCUUUAGGGUUAUGA
Perognathus longimembris pacificus (Pacific pocket mouse) is the source of this 954-nucleotide messenger RNA. RefSeq names its product olfactory receptor 5B3-like. Gene Ontology annotation, biological process: sensory perception of smell; G protein-coupled receptor signaling pathway. Bases 4 to 954 code for a protein of 316 amino acids. The record is from RefSeq and is a predicted model, not a curated record. Gene Ontology annotation, molecular function: G protein-coupled receptor activity; odorant binding; olfactory receptor activity. Gene Ontology annotation, cellular component: membrane. Lineage: Eukaryota; Metazoa; Chordata; Mammalia; Rodentia; Heteromyidae. The transcript has a single exon.